This is a messenger RNA of Rhododendron vialii, 2218 nucleotides long. RefSeq names its product calmodulin-binding protein 60 B-like. Gene Ontology annotation, cellular component: nucleus. Gene Ontology annotation, biological process: regulation of salicylic acid biosynthetic process. The transcript has 7 exons. The coding region runs from base 11 to 1888 and encodes 625 amino acids. Lineage: Eukaryota; Viridiplantae; Streptophyta; Magnoliopsida; Ericales; Ericaceae. The record is from RefSeq and is a predicted model, not a curated record. Gene Ontology annotation, molecular function: sequence-specific DNA binding; DNA-binding transcription factor activity; calmodulin binding.
CCCCAACCUGAUGAAAAUUAUCCGUCCACUGGCUGUCCAACUACCCGUAGCGAAGACCGUUUGCCUUCCUACAUCCAUGGACCACUGUGGUAACCAAGUGUUCGACGCCGUCGACCGCCGUUCCGCCACCAAUCUGAAAACCAAUGGAACACUUUCGAAUUCGGACGACUUCAUGGCCUCCUGUAGAAAACUCGAGAAGCCAGACUCUGGAUCGAGCUUUGACCUGAGGUCGAAGAAGAAAAGAUUCAGGGGCGAAGCGGUACCCGAUAACCUAAAGUCCCCGAUAUCUGAAAAGACGAACCACGGGUUGCCGGGGAUUUUCGACACGGCGGAGGUGCAGGAGGAAAUGGAGCACGCAAUUGUAUCCUCGUUUCACUCCUCUUCAACGACAUCAUUAGCAAGGGUUUGGCAAUUGGAUUUUGUCAAUAAGUUGCCGUCUACCCUUUUCACAAGCAGCAGGAUAGAAUCUGCGGAUGGCAAUUCCGUUAAGAUAGUUAUCCUUAAUUCUGUUUCCGAGGAGGUUAUGUCAUCCGGUCCUCUUUCUUCACUUAAAAUUGAAAUUGUAGUGCUUAACGGUGAUUUUGGGGCUGAUUAUCAAGAGGAUUGGACUGAGAAGGAGUUCAAUGCAAAUAUUGUGCGUGAAAGAGAGGGCAAAAGGCCAUUGGUUACUGGGGAGUUGGUAAUUACAUUGAGAGACGGGGUUGGUUAUGUUGGUGAUGCCAGCUUUACUGAUAAUUCGAGCUGGAUAAGAAGUCGAAAGUUUAGGUUAGGAGCAAGACCUGUUCAAAGCAAGUUGCCUGAAGUAAGAAUUAGAGAAGCGAGAAGUGAAGCCUUCGUAGUGAAAGAUCAUCGCGGAGAGUCAUAUAAGAAGCAUCAUCCUCCAAACUUGAAUGAUGAAGUAUGGCGGUUAGAGAAGAUAUCAAAAGGUGGAACAUACCAUAAAGCAUUACAUGGCAAAGGACUUUCCACAGUCGAGCAAUUCCUGCAGUCGUAUUCUGUUGACCCUUCUUCACUACGCCGUGUACUUGGUGGGAUGUCAAAUAAGAUAUGGGAGACGGUCACAGAACAUGCUUCUGCUUGUGUUUUAGACGAUAACUUGUACAUGUACCAUAAGGAUGGAGAAAGAAUUGGGCUUGUGUUCAAUUCCAUCUUCAGAGUUGUAGGAGCAACCUUUGAUGGCCAGAGUUACCAGUCUCUGAAUAUGCUCAAUGAAUUUCAGAUGGGUUUGGUGGAAAAUUUGAAGAGGCAGGCUUACGAAAAUUUGCAUGAGUUGGUUCGGCUUGAUGGUCCACCAGUGAUUGGACCUGCAAUGCUACCAUCAAGCCUACUAGCUGAACCCUAUAAUAGCAGUUCAAGUUCUCAGUUGCAGGAUGUUAACUUCCCAGUGGUGCAUCCAGAAAGCGAAGAAGCAAGGAGCCAACAGACCGACCAAUCAACACUGUCCGCCCCUCGUUUGGAGCUGCAUGGCUGUGGAUCUAGCUAUGGGAUAGUAGUACCUACAUGUUCAGACCUAGCUUCGACCCAACCCAUGUCUAUUAUUUCCCACCCGAUACCUCCUCCUGCACCAAGCCAAGAUACAAGCUCCAUGACUGUGAAGGCAACGUAUGGGGAUGACAUGAUAAAAUUUGAGCUCCCUCCAACAUCUGGAAUUAUUGAACUAAAGGAAGAAGUGGCAAUGAGACUAAAGUUAGAGCUUGAUAGGUUCGACUUGAAGUAUAAGGAUGAGGAUGGGGACUGGAUUUUGUUACCAUGCGACAAGGACUUGAGGAACUAUCUGCAACUUUUCAGCUCAAUGAUAAAUCCAAUAAUCAGACUGUUGGUUGUUGAUAAGGUUGCCAAACGCACUAACUUGUGUAAAAGCGGUAAGCGAUCAUUGAAGGGGAAAUAGAGUUGGUUCAAGAAAUGAGAUAUUGUACAGGGUUGUCAUAAGUCCCUUGUGUUCCACCGGCAAAACGUUUUCUUGCCACAUUUGCUUUGCAAACCCGCUAAAUCAGAACAUUUCUAGUUCAUUUGUGUUUUUUUUUCUUUUGGUGGGGGUGGGGUUAGACUUCUGUUUGGUUUCGAAGGCUUUCUUUGUUUGCAGUCUAAUUUUUCUUCUAGCUAUGCAAGGAACACAAUUUUAAAAGACAAUUUCAAAUACAAUUGUGUUCUAAGCUAUCCAAUGCUCAGAGGUCUUGAAUGACUUCAUUCAUAUUUAUGUUAGGAGUGGUGUUCUAAA